This is a messenger RNA of Ambispora gerdemannii, 270 nucleotides long. NCBI's taxonomy places the organism in Eukaryota, Fungi, Glomeromycota, Glomeromycetes, Archaeosporales, Ambisporaceae. The record is from the annotation of a GenBank genome assembly.
AUGGAGAGUAAUAUAUUUAAAGAAUUGAUACUGGAUACUGUCAACUCUAAAUACAACUUUCAUAAGCUAUUAGCAGCUCCUCCGCAGCAACAGCAACAAUUACCAAAUCCUCUUCCCCCUACUGCCAAUCCUCAACUACCUUCACUUCUACCACAACCAAUUCCCCUAGUACUCGUCGAAAUACACGCCUGCUCCUCUUCUAGUUACUUUUUACGCUCUCCCCGUUCAACAACUUGUUCCGGGACUCCUUAUUCCCGACCUCCCGUUUAA